GGGUGGUUCAGCUGCGGUGGAGCGAACCGGGUCUGCACGAGUCCGGUGUUUGCGGCAGCGGCUCGGCGGCGUGAGGGGCUCCGGGGUUCUGGGCGGGGACAAUGGCGUCUCGGGCGGGUCCACGAGCAGCUGGCACGGACGGCAGCGACUUCCAGCACCGGGAGCGCGUCGCCAUGCACUACCAGAUGAGUGUGACCCUCAAGUAUGAAAUCAAGAAGCUGAUCUACGUGCAUCUGGUCAUAUGGCUGCUGCUGGUUGCCAAGAUGAGCGUGGGACACCUGAGGCUCUUGUCACAUGACCAGGUGGCCAUGCCCUAUCAGUGGGAAUACCCAUAUUUGCUGAGUAUUGUGCCUUCUCUCUUGGGCCUUCUCUCCUUCCCCCGCAACAACAUUAGCUACCUGGUGCUCUCCAUGAUCAGUAUGGGACUCUUUUCCAUCGCUCCCCUUAUUUAUGGCAGCAUGGAGAUGUUCCCUGCUGCACAGCAGCUCUACCGCCAUGGCCAGGCCUACCGCUUCCUCUUUGGUUUUUCUGCUGUCUCCGUCAUGUACCUGGUGUUGGUACUGGUGGUCCAAGUGCAUGCCUGGCAGUUAUACUACAGCAAGAAGCUCCUAGACUCUUGGUUUACCAGUACGCAGGAGAAGAAGCGCAAAUGAGGCUUACCUGAUGGAUUGCUUUGUGAUGGUGAAGCGUGGGACUCCCUUGAGCAGAAUGAGAGGGAAGAGGAGCUAUUCUAAAAUCUCCUCCAUUCCCUUCCCUGUGAUAUUGGCAGCUAGUGCAAAAUAGGCCCAAGUUCGAGCAAGCCCUUCCUGUUGUCAUCAGCCGAAGUGGCAAAACUGUAUUUAAUUUAUUCCUGGAUUGGGUUGGCUGAAACUGGUUGAUGAAAAGCUGUGACACAAAUGUUUGCCUUCAGCUGGUUGAAGUUGAGGCACUUCUGGAUUUUUUUUAAGACAGAGCCUCAUCCUUGUCUCCUCUUGGUCUCCACUGCCAUCCAUCACCCCUUAGCCACCAAGACUGAAGGAAAUAGGGAAUAAAUCAAAUUCUACUUCAGUCUAUCCAUUAUGGGGCAGGAAACAUUUGGCAGGCUGCUCCCCCUGCAGGCUGUGGUUUCUAUUGCAAAGCAUUUUAAUUAAAGAGAAUCUAAUAAACUUAUUAUUGCCCUGUC
This is a messenger RNA of Choloepus didactylus (southern two-toed sloth), 1162 nucleotides long. RefSeq names its product jagunal homolog 1 (gene JAGN1). The record is from RefSeq and is a predicted model, not a curated record. Bases 102 to 653 code for a protein of 183 amino acids. Lineage: Eukaryota; Metazoa; Chordata; Mammalia; Pilosa; Megalonychidae. Gene Ontology annotation, biological process: granulocyte colony-stimulating factor signaling pathway; endoplasmic reticulum organization; vesicle-mediated transport. Gene Ontology annotation, cellular component: endoplasmic reticulum membrane. The transcript has 2 exons.